Debaryomyces tyrocola is the source of this 759-nucleotide messenger RNA. Lineage: Eukaryota; Fungi; Ascomycota; Pichiomycetes; Serinales; Debaryomycetaceae. The record is from the annotation of a GenBank genome assembly.
AUGUCAGAACUUAAGAACGCUAAAGAUGCACUUGUUGCAUCCCUUUUUGAACUUUCUAAAGCUGCACAAGAUGCAGCAACCGCAACUGUCAAUUUUUACAAGGCAUCGUCAAAUGAAAACCUUAAUGGAGAAUCAUUAAACAGUUUAGCGUCUACAUUGAACAAUAUUGCUACUAGCACAUCUGCUGCUGUUCCAGAAGUGGAAGAAGCAUCUUCUCCAGUGGCAUCUGCUGGUGCUGCUUCUGGUGCUCUGGCCACUAAUGGUGGUGAUUCACAACCAGAAGAAAAGAAAAAGAGAAAGAAGGUUGAAAAAGAUCCUAAUGCACCAAAGAAACCAUUAACGAUUUAUUUUGCCUACUCAUUCUACACGCGUGAUCAAAUCCGUCAAGAAAGAGCCAAGCAAGGUUUGAGUCCUUUAUCGGCCUCCGAAUUGAACGAGAUCAUCAAGGAACGUUGGAGCUCGAUCAGUCCUGAAGAAAAGUCUAAAUGGCAAAGCAAGUAUCAAAAUGAAUUGCAGCAAUACAAUAUCUUGAGGGAUGCAUACAAGGCUGGUAAGCCAGAUGUUGGCCAAAUCGAACCAAAACCAAUUGAACAGAUUACCGUUCCUACUAUUGAGCCUGUAAAGAAGGCUAAAUCUGAAUCAAAGAAACGUAAAUCCGAAACAAAGAAACUGGAUGAUGCUGAAAAAUCUGACAAGACUGAAAAGGAACCUAAAAAGUCUAAAAAGUCUAAGAAAUCAGAAAAAUCGGAAAAAUCCUAG